Aphanomyces astaci is the source of this 872-nucleotide messenger RNA. RefSeq lists its product as hypothetical. The transcript has a single exon. NCBI's taxonomy places the organism in Eukaryota, Oomycota, Saprolegniomycetes, Saprolegniales, Verrucalvaceae. The coding region runs from base 401 to 751 and encodes 116 amino acids. The record is from RefSeq and is a predicted model, not a curated record.
GUUUGCCUGCUACGGGGGUAGGAUGAGAAACAGCGUGUAGCCACUUCGUGCUAUUCCACUUUCAAACUCGCCACAAGCACCAUGCGCCGCCAGCCCCCUCGUCGCCAGGCGAUGCUGCCAUUGAUCCCUGCUCGUAGUGUGAGCCAUCAACCACUCCCUCGCUUGAACCCGCCUGCAUUGAUGGCCACUCAGUCGCCAAGAGUCGUUACCACAACAUAUCACGACGACGACGAUGUGUAUGAUGCCAAUGUAACGGCAAUGCCGAGGUGGGAGCGCUGGUUUUGGCUUGCAGGACUCGAGUCCUCCAAUUGCCCCACUUCAGGUAGUAGUAUAUUCUAAUCGGAUUGGUCAAUUUUCUUUUUUGUUUCGCCUGGGACAGGGAUUUCGACUUUUGCAAAGCAUGAGCUCCGAUGCUCCACCCAUGACAUCGCGUCUGUCCAUUUGGGUGUGGUUGCUGCCCAUCCUCGCGGCAGGCUGCCUUGGUUGCCUCGUAGCGUAUUGCUGCUGUAUCCGCCGCCCGGCAACAUGGUUUUCCUUGUCAACACCUGCCACUGCCAUAGAUCGCCCUCGUGUCCAUGCUGUGUACUGCGAAGAGCAUCUUGUCGUUCACAGCGACGCGGCCGGGCGAGCAUCCAUAGAUGCGUACCGCGUAGUCAUUGACCAAGAGCAACUCCCUUCGGCUGCCAGAAGAGUGUCAAACUCGUUGGAUGCAAGCAUUUCCAACUCCAAAAUGGCGGCCACAGAGCCGUAAUAUCGACCACUUUUUAGGAAUCUGGCGGUGGCUCCACACUAGCAGUUCAUUUUCCCCCUUAACCUACUCCAUUUAUAAGGGCAUUGUAUUGCGUACAAUGUAUUAGAGGAGUUGCCCGUCA